AUGAUUGAUGUUGGAAGACCCCGACUGACCCGAGCAUGCACGAUAAGUAACUGCGUCCACUUUAUGCUUGUCAGUGCGGGACAACCAUGGCGCGAAUGCGGAAUCAAGGACCCGUAUGAUAAAGGGGGCAAAAUGCCAACUAGGCGUUGUCAGACUUUUGAGGCUGUGAUGACUGAUGAGUGGAAGAACCGCGCUAACAGGUUAGGGUUAACAGGGCAACCCCUUCUUCCCCUCAGAAGCCCCGAAAUCCUACGGACCCGGGCUUUCUGGGGACAUUCAACGUCAUCGUCUCAAUGCGCUGCAAAUCCCACACUGGCCGGGACGUGUUUUCGCACCACCCCUCUCUUUUCCAACCACCACCGGACUGUCUGCUUCGGACCUAUUCCGGCUCAUUGA
Neurospora hispaniola is the source of this 396-nucleotide messenger RNA. RefSeq lists its product as uncharacterized. NCBI's taxonomy places the organism in Eukaryota, Fungi, Ascomycota, Sordariomycetes, Sordariales, Sordariaceae. The transcript is spliced from 4 exons. The record is from RefSeq and is a predicted model, not a curated record. The coding region runs from base 1 to 396 and encodes 131 amino acids.